GGUGGACGUGACUUUUUCAACGUAUAGCAUCAUAUAACACAGAAAGGAAAGACGUCGACGUCUGUGUUCGCGGAGCUUUUAAGUAACGAUAGGUUUCCAUCCAUGUUGUUGUUACACUUGCCUUCCCUUUUCUUUCUUCCUGUAAUGGAAGUCGCACAAGUGCGUUACGUCCCGUGGGAAAAUCCCUCCUCCUCCCCCCUGACCAGGUUCAAAUCCACCUGAGACGCAGAGUUGUUUUCACCGGCGGCAAUACAAAAACAAAGAAACGAACAAAAAAUGACGGAAAACUCACCAAUGGGACGCAGAUAUUCGUUGUUUUGACGUCGUUUGAGAACCACGUUGUCUACACACACAAAAAAAGCCUAGUGUCUUCGUGUCCGCCAUUUCCGGGAAGAAGAAAAAAACUGCACAGCAUCCACCAAACCUGAAUUCCAUUUGGCCAGCCAUACCCAAAAGCGGCUUUUGGAGUCCCACUGACCACAAGGGCUUGAUGACACUCCUCCUUCAGCUUGACAGCAUCCACCAACAAGUUCAAGAAUUGCCACAGCUUUCGUCAGCUGCCUCAACAAUGCCGGCGGAAGACACUCUUCACCAAGACUCAAUGUCCCCUGCCUCCCUCGGACAUGAAGACAUGGAGGUGAUGUGGUCAUACCUUUAUCGAACACUGACCAUCUGACUGGAUUCACCUCACUUGAACAGGCUGAUUUUGCGGAUUUCAGAGGGACAAUGUCCACACCAGAAACUAAGAUCGCAGGCUUGUCCUGGGCGAGGGUCUGCAAGGAGUGCGGGCAGCAGCAUGAGGGCCAGGAAAGCCACUUGUACGAGUACCCUGAGGAUGUGGACGACGAGCUGGUGUGCCACAUCUGUCUGCAGCCCCUCAUUAAACCCAUGGACACCCCCUGUGGACACACUUACUGCUUGGACUGUCUGGGCAGCUUCUUGAAAGAUAAGGACUUUUGCCCCGUGGACCGGCAAAGGCUGCAGCUGCACCAGUGUCGGCCCUCCACCCUGUUGGUUAGGAAUCUGCUGGACAAGCUGGCUGUGAUGUGUCCUUACUAUGCCGAGUGCAAGCAACAGAUGCAACGCUGUGAACUUCAACCUCAUCUCCACAAUAGAUGUCCCUCUUUCAGGAGACUCAGAGAGGAAGCGGAGAAGAGGAAGAGGCCUUCGUGGAACGAAUUGAAGGGCCGCAAAGGCGACGGCGAGCUGUCCGCUGAUGCUAAACAUGCAGAAGUCCCGCCGCGCAGCACCACCAGAGACCUGCCUGAUCCUGGACUCAUUAACCCUGCUUAUGAAGAAAAUGAGGACGACAACACGCCACUUCGCUCUAGCUUGGUGGCUGAAUCCAAUGUGGUGGAGCUAUUCAGAGAAGAGGCGGACGAAGAGCUGGGCUUGCGCAUCGUGGGGGGCAAAGACACACCGCUGGGCAACAUCGUCAUCCAGGAGAUUGUACGUGACUCGCAAGCCGCUCGUGACGGUCGACUAGCACCUGGAGACCACAUCUUAGAGGUGAAUGACAUCAGCUUGGCAUCUGUCCUGCACGCUCGGGCUGUCGCCCUGCUGCGCCAGCCUUCCCUCGUCAGGCUCACCGUCAUGCAGGAGAAGGGUUUCAAACCGAGGGAGGCGCGCUCCGAUCAGAACCCCGUUUCGUCUGGCGGCGCCGAAGGCAACGUGGUCUCCACUCACAAUCCCGGGACGGUGCUGCAGGUGACGUUGACCAAGAGUCAACGUUCGGAACCGCUCGGGAUAAAGCUGAUCCGCAAAUCCGAUGAGAGUGGCGUCUUCAUCCUGGAUCUGCUUUCGGGAGGGUUGGCAGCAAAAGAUGGCAAACUGAAGAACAGCGACAAAGUGUUGGCCAUCAAUGGACAUGACCUGAGGCACGGUACACCUGAGAGUGCUGCCCAGAUCAUACAGGCCAGCGAAGUACGCGUCAACUUUGUAGUCUUGAGGCCAGCAGAGAGUCAAGACGAAGGUGGACCGCAAGGCCGGGCAGCCAGGAGGGCACCCGAGUUGCAGUACUUCAGGCGGUGCUCCACCUACAUGAAGGACCCUCCCGGUGGGUUUUCCAGCCAGGAGAAGACUGUGAGCCUGAAGAAGGAGCCCCGCCUUUCCCUGGGCAUCACCAUAGCGGGCGGGAGAGACUGCCGCAGUCGUCUACCGGUCUACAUCACCAGCGUGCAGCCAAUUGGAUGCCUGCAUCGAGACGGCACCAUCAAACGGGGUGAUGUUCUGCUGAGCAUCAAUGGCGUGGACCUGACGCAGCUGACGUACAGCGAGGCGGUUUCCACGCUGAAGGCGCAGGCUGCCCAGCCCCAGGUGGUCCUGCGGGUCAUCCAGACUAUUUCAGAAGACUCACAGGAGGACGGCGAGGCCAACGGCGACAGGUCGGUCGGUGUGGAGGACGCACAAGAAGAGUCCUUCAAGUGGACACCGCUGUGGACGCGAUGGCUGGGUUUACCAAGCCACAUGCACUGGUGCCGUGACAUCGUCCUGCAGAAGAGCAACAACGAGAGCUGGGGCUUCAGCAUCGUCGGCGGCUACGAGGAAAGUCGCGGGCAGCAGCCCUUCUUCAUCAAGACCAUCGUGCCUGGAACACCUGCUCACUUUGACGGCCGCCUCAAGUGUGGUGACGAGAUCGUGGCGGUGAAUGGAGCCACGACGGCGGGAAUGAACAACGCGUCGCUCAUCCCCAUGCUGAAACUUCAGAAGAAUAAAGUGACUCUCACGGUGGUGUGCUGGCCCGGGAGUCUGAUCUAGCCACGCAUACGUAGCCACGAAACGCGGUAAUUGGGAAGCGUCCUGCACAUGCGGCAGGUAACCUUCCCACCACUAUGUGCCAGUGUACUGUCUCGAAAGGCCGGCGCUUGCGUGAUUGCUGGGUGUCCCGAUAAAAUGCACUCAACUCUAUGAUUUCAACAUUACUCACAUCGGUCGGUUUGACGCGUUCGUCUGUGUUAAGAACCAGAAAAUAAGAUUUUGGCAACAAUACAAGUUAGGGUUGUUGGGCUUUUAGGGGAAAUUUCAAUUUGAAUCUCAAAUUAACUUUCCUGUUUAAAUGAAUUUGAUGCUAACGUUAGAAAGCAUGUCCCAACCGUUUCUGUGCAUAUUACGCAACUUGCUCUUUGCCAACAAGAAGCCGAAAGGCAAAAUUCACGCAAGAUUGUUCACCUCUGGCAUUCUGUGAUGCUUUCGUUCUGUGUUGCAACCUGCUGAUGACACAAUGAACAGUCAGAGCUAGUGAGAGGCUUCAGACAGGAAGUUCUCAAAAGGGAAGAUGCCACAGACUUUAAGGUGUCAUCAGAAAGUGUCAACAGCGGGAGUGCCCACUGGAAGAGUCACAGAAAGGUAAAGAAGUUCUUGGGAUUGUACUGGUCCGUUCGCGGGUCAAACACCUGUUGUGAGUUUUGUCCGUCAGCUGUUGCUGUCGAACAAUAAGUUGUGCGAAAUGUGCGUUCAUAUUUUUGACAAGUCUUGACAAUUAGAACUCAUGUGGAGAUUCUUGAAGCAAUGCAUCUUUUUUUUUUUUUUAACCAUUUUUGGGAUGCCAAAUAAACAAGUUAUGAUAAACUAAAGAGACAAGGUUAAAUUACAUUAAUCUGCGAUGGUUAUAGUGGAUUUAACGUUUUUCCUUAAUUUCACUUCAAAUAGAGAUCAAUAUCUCUUCCUUUUAGGGAGUAGUGAAACUUUAUGGCAUGAAAGAAAAUGUUUCCGUGGUUACCCAAGUCUGAGCUACUUGUUCCUGCACUUUUGCAAAUAUUCAUACUGCUUUUUCAAACAUUCAUUUUUCAAACACCUGGUGACAUGGACCAACAAAUUCAAUAACAUUAAGCAACAUUUACCAUGAAUUUAGGAGGCCUUUUUCUUCAAUUCAGUAACAUAAAGCAUGCUAUCGCUGAGAUAUGCCCGUGUGUGUGUAUUUUUAUAUUAAAAAUGGCAUGAGGUCUGGGAAACAUGGAGGGAAUUCAUCAUUUUCAUUCUUCCUGUAAUUGUUGUUUUGUAUAUUAAUUGUACAGUUUCCGUUAUUUAAAAAAAAUAUAUACAUAGUUCCCAGAGACUGAGUGCAUUUUCUUUUUGGGAGGGGGACACCUUGUUUGUAUAUUUGGAAUCUGACCAGGGUGAAAUCGUGACGGCAAUCAGCGACAAUGUCCGUGAACCGGAGGACUUAUUUUGGGAUUUGAGCCGCACACACACACACACGCACAUUGCAGAUUGUCGCGAUGAAGGAUUCACGUUGGCCGCUCAUGACCAUGUCCGAACGACUCCUGACUGUAAAGACCAAAGUGUCCUUUGUCCAGUUUUACUGCACUUUUUUCAAAGCUAUCCGAGUGAAUGCUUCUUUUUGUCGGGGGGGGGGGGGAAUUUUUUAAGCCACUUUGGGGGGUCUUGACUUUAAAAGUUCUACACCAUUCAACAACAAUAACCCCAUACACGUAUGUGUGUGUGUGUGUUUAAAGACUGUCACAAUUGUGUUGUUCUCCUUUGACACCGUUUGUGUCCGUUCCGUUGUAUUUAUUCGCAUGUACAGGUGCAUCUCGGUGAAGUGGAAAUUGACAUUUGAGUUGUUCAGUUCAAAAAAUGAAAUUCACAACGUGCAGAUCAUAAGUGAAAUUUUAUAUUCUAGUGUUGUAAAAUACUACGUUUUAUAUGAGAGGAUUUUAAAUAUAAACCUAAAGUAGGAAAUGGCCUUUUGAAUUUGAUUUCCGUUGCUUAAUCAAUCUUCAUAAUAGUCUCUAUCAGUGUCACUUAAUGAACAACUACAAAAAAUGAACUUUUCCUAAAUUGCUGAGAUGCACAAGUAUGUCGCCACUCAAAUUGAUAGGUGUGGCUCACAUAAAUGUUCAAUUUGCCCAGAAUGUUCACUAUAUUAAAAGUACCCCUGCCCUGAACCA
This is a messenger RNA of Syngnathoides biaculeatus (alligator pipefish), 4889 nucleotides long. It is a transcript of the gene lnx2b, whose product is annotated as ligand of numb-protein X 2b. The record is from RefSeq and is a predicted model, not a curated record. Bases 727 to 2757 code for a protein of 676 amino acids. The transcript is spliced from 11 exons. Gene Ontology annotation, molecular function: metal ion binding; protein binding; ubiquitin-protein transferase activity. Lineage: Eukaryota; Metazoa; Chordata; Actinopteri; Syngnathiformes; Syngnathidae.